Messenger RNA from Seminavis robusta, 5216 nucleotides. Lineage: Eukaryota; Bacillariophyta; Bacillariophyceae; Naviculales; Naviculaceae. The record is from the annotation of a GenBank genome assembly.
GCAUCGAUGACUGUGACACUUUUUGCUUGGUUGAUGAUUGGCAUCUUUCUCAUUCAUCCUCUUUCGUUUCUCACUUCACUCAUUCUCAUCUCAUCAUAAUCAUCUUGUCUAUCUCUGUGAAAACAAAUAAAUUGGAUUGAUUGACUACUACUGUACAACUAUUAAUAGUUGCAGCUGAAAGCACGAAAGUAAAAAUGAGAAAAUCAACUUUUCUUGUUGUUUUUCUGAUCUUGCUGCGGACUGGAGCAGCAGCAGCAGUAGCUACAGGAGGAUCCCCACUAUCAGUACCGAUAGUAAGAGUAAGAAAUCUAGCGAGCUGCACAGAUUCGCUUGCUGCUGCGGAUGCUGACGACAGUGGCGGACUGUCGCUGGAAGAAUUCACUUCCUUUCUCAAACAAAAAAACGCCAAACACGCCAAAGCCCACGCCGUGGACACCAAAUCCACGAUUGGCACUACCGUGGAAAAUUCCAUCCAGCACGUAUUUUCCACCUUUCCCACUCUACAGGGCACCGCAGAGGUGGAUAUCACGGGAGCUGCUGCUACUGAUCUUGCCCAAGUGUCUCCUAGUCAACAGGCAGUGCUGGAGCUCAUUUGUGAAAGAAGUCAGGCACUCCUCUUAAGUACUACUAGUAGCCAUGCUGCCAAAACGACCAAAAAUAAUCCGUUUCAAGGAGAACAAGUCGCAGGCAGCCGGCAAGGGCUUCCGGAGGUUCUGGAGCACUUGUUCUAUCAAGUUGGAGGUGUAGAUAUUUCAUGGGAGGAUGCACAAACAAAAUGCCCCACGCAGUUCACAUCUCUAUUUCAAUGCGUGCUAGCGAGAUGUCCCAACUUAUUGGAGGUGUGUUAUGGUUUCCAGGAAUCUGCCACGGGACGAGUCGCAGUCGCAGUUGCAAUCCUUGGAAAACAGGCUGCUGGGGAUACCGGUGCCCCUAUAUGCUCAGCCGAUGGAGAUACAUUCACAUGCAACCAAUCGUCGCAAUUCAAUACAGGGGGCACCCAAACCGACGUAGAAAGUACCAUCACAUGUGACAUCAACGCUGCCCUCGGCUUUGACGUGCAACAAUCCGAUAACUGUGCUUGCAGCGCUCUGUUGACGACGGAUGGGGUUCAGAGGGCAUGUUCCUGCGGUGUUUGUUCACAGGGUUCUCCACAAAGCCUCAGUGUCGACUGCAGUGCAAACGAACAAGAUCCUUUCGUAUUUGAACCAUGCAUUGCACUCGACUGUGACGGUCGCUGCAUUCAAGGCGAUACCGGUACGGCAGGCAGCGAUACUGGUACUGCUGCCACCGGUGGUGACACUGCUAGUAAUGGUGCGGUUGGAACAUGUAGCGAUAUCCAGAACGAUUUCUGUGGAACGGUCCUGGCAGGGGAUGACUGCUGUAUGACCGAUUGCGCCGAGGAGCUAGCUGAUGUCACAACUUGCGCCAUUCUACAGAAUACGGGAGAGGAUUGUCAGCUCAGUGAGUGUGAUGAUGUGGACACAGCUGGAAGUGGAGGUGAUUCGUCGUCAUCGGGUGGUCCAAUGUUCCUUGACGGUUUCGUUCUCAACGUUGCUGGACUUACCGUUGAUGCCUCAACAGCAGAGACUGACUGUCCCAGCGAAUGGGCUGCUAUGGUCCAAUGCAUCAUCACAGAUUGCCCUUACUUCCUAGAAGUCUGCUCAGAUCCUACUCAAGGCUUCGCCAACGCUACAGUUCCAUCCUGCCAAGAGCUCGAUGAAGCACUUUGUUCAGCCUUUGCAGGAACAGAAUGCUGCAUGGCUGGAUGUGCGCCGGCAGUGCAACUAUUGCUGGCCUGCUUAUUUCAAACAUUCACCGGAGAGGAUCUUUCAGUCUGCGAAGUUACAGAAUGCGACAGCGUAUCGGUAGCACCGUCUUGCACCAAUGAAGAAUGCGAGGCACUUGGUCAGUUCUGCUCCGGAUUGGGGCAAUGCGAGGACUUGACCUGCGAAAACUGGGCCGCACUCCAUCCGUUCGAAGAACUAGCCUUCAGCAGCAAGCCCUGUGCAGCCCAAUUUGGGGCCGAUGGGGAAACUAGCUUUUGCUCGCCGGAUGGCUCCUGCUUCGAAUACUCCUGUGAGAAUUGGUACCAGUACGGCCCCUUUGAGUAUACAGGCUACGACGGUUCCGUGGAUUUGACAUGCACUGAGUACACCCAGGGCGACCAGGAAAAUAUGAACUCGGUCGUUUUUGGUUGCCGAACAUACAAACCUGGCUUCAAUUCACUGGAUGGCAGGACUUGGACACAUUUCUUCAACAGAGAGUGUACAGCCAAUGGAUUCACUUGCUAUGAUAAUGAUGACAACGCGGACUUUCGUGACUUUCAGGGAGAAGCCGCACGUGUGAAUCCCGGCUCCUGCGAUCCAGAAAUGAAUGUUGAGCAGCAACCUGUGUAUUGGUACAACGUUCUACUCGGACGAGAAAUCGAUGGCGAGAUCUACGAGGCAGAACUACCUAGGGACUCCACCGGUUCGUUUUCUGAAAGCAGAGCCAAAAGGACAAUGUAUGCGGUGUUCUCAGGUGAUGAGGAAUACGAUUCACCAUCAGGCUCUGAUGGCACUGGAGGUGGGGGGCUGCAAGACCUUGAUGAAUUCACCUUCAAUGUUGCUGGAAUCAGCAUUGAUGCUGAAACAGUACAAGAGGCUUGCCCAGAUGAAUUUGACAUGACUUUUCAGUGCAUCAUUCGAGACUGUCCAUUUUUCCUCGAUGUCUGCCCAAAUUUCACAGAAGACCUGGGUUCGGGCAUGGCUGAUACAGUCCCCUCCUGCGAAGAACUUGAUCAAGGACUCUGUGAUUUGUAUGGUGGAGAGCCAGAGUGCUGCAUCACUGAUUGUUUCACGGAACUUCAAGGGUUGUUGGUGUGCGCAAUAUCUGAGCUGACAGGAGAGGAUCGUUCUGAUUGCGCAGCACCAACCUGUGCCACCUCCACCAGUGACAGUGGAGGUGGAGGUGGGGGGCCAAAUGACAUGGAUGAAGGGGGCGGAUUGUUGGAUACCUUUGAUGUUUGGUUUGCCGGAGUGCAGAUUGAUGCGUCGGUCGCCGAAAAUGCUUGCCCCGUUGAAUGGCUUGUGCUUGUCACCACUGUUAUCACUCAGUGCCCCAACUUUUUAGACGUCUGCCCUUCAGCACUCGAAGGGAGUCCCGGGAAUAGCGACAACAAUGGUGCAGUGCCCGCUUGCCCCGCAUUCAACCAACAAAUCUGUCGGGAAUUGGAUUUCCAGAAGCAAGAUCCAGGCUGUUGCUUGGAUGUGGCCACGUACCAACUCUACGAUUUGACUCUCUGCAUAAUCCGAGAAACCACAGGAGAAGACCUCUCCACGUGCGGACUCCCGGACUGUGUAACAGCUGCAACAGCAUUACCGGAGGGAGGCCACGAUGGUGCCGAUAUAGGUGAUGCCUUCGUAGGAGCCUUGACUUCAGCCAUUAAUAUCACAGGAUUUGACGUGGACAUCUUUGGCACCAAGCUUUCCCCAGCUCUGAAUAUUGAUAUUCCCGAAUGCAAUUAUGAUUGGUUCUGGACGCUCGGAUGCAUCAAGGAACAGUGCUCCAAUUUCUUGGAAGUCUGCAGAGAUCCAAACGCAGCUCCAAACACCAACGUCUCCUUUGUGAUGGGAGGGGCUUCUCCCCAAACUUGUACAGAGCUCGAAACAGGAAUUUGCGACCCAUUGUCAAGAUUCCCCGUGGGCUGCUGCUUCUCUGAUUGUAUACUCCCUCUUUACACACUGGCAUCGUGUGUUGUUGACAAUGCCAUCCCAGACAAGGAAAUCAGAGAAUGUAGGCCGCCUUGUCUCGUUGACUGGUUGGUCGGUCCUGGAUUGCAACUGGCUGGGGCUGUGCCACCAACGGCUGAGGAUCUUGCACUUUUCGAGUUUGAUUUCUUUGGAAAAAAUCUAACUGGCCGUGAUGCGGAGGCACAGUGCAACGAUGAAACGAGCAAAACGAUUGAUUGUGUCAAGAAGGAUUGCCCAAACUUCUUCUGGUCUUGCGCUCGGGAUCUGGCAGGGUUUCCGUAUGCUGUUAACACCGACCCUGAUGCUCUAUUUUCCAGCAGUGCAGCCCCACUAGACUUGACGCCUGCAAACUUUGGUUGCACGAAUUUUACCGAUACCUUUUGCGAGUUGUUCAAAGUGUCAGAGGCUUGUUGCCUCUCGAAGUGCAUGGCACCAAUGUAUGAUUUGGCAGCCUGCAUGAUUGACUUUGCUAUUGGCGACAACUCAAAUCUUGCCGGAGGUUGCUCUGCCCCACAAUGUGUUGCGGACUAUGGAGAUGCCUACAAUCCUUCCGUUGGUAUCAUCCCUGUGGCUGUCAACUCGUCCUUCUUGAUCUCGACGUUGGAAACAAUUACUGCUGCAGCCCUGCUGGCGCAGCUCAAUGACGGAGACAACGUAGCACUGCAGGUACUGCUUGACGCCUACCGUGCCUGCGUCCAGGCUGCGGUGGAUUCGCUCAAUACUGAUUCUGGUGGUAGGCAACUGGGCCAUCUUCCAACUGUUGAUGGCAUUCCUCACCGACAGCUACAAACGUUGCCUCCAGAGUUUGAUCCCAACAGUGCUGAAAUAUACAACUUUAUGGACACACCUUGCGAUGACACUUCGGCAACAGUUUCAAAGCAAGGUGGCGGCACUGCGCAGCAACAACAACAAACCUGCAUUACUGUAUUUGGCAAGUACAAGCUGAGCGUGGACCCACAAGACAAUCCCCAAGCAGUCUAUGAACGGUUUGAAGAAGCCACGACAACUGCAAUCAGCACUGGUGUCCUCCAAGACAAGCUGCAAGAGGCGGCGGCAGUACAAGCGAACAAUAAUGUUGGGAAUGCUACAAACAACACUGCCGCUUCGUUUGUAUCUCCGUUUGUGGUCCAAGGUGUGUCGACAGUCGUUGACGAAAGCUUUGUGGCGAUUAGUCCACUGGAAAUCCCGGCGACACCGGAUGCGAGUAGACCCGAGUUGGGAGCAACGGACAAUGCUACCGGUAAUACGGGGACCAAUAAUGCCACGGCAGCACCCACGGAAGCACCAGAUUCUGGGGCAUCCUCUCUUUGGAGGUCUGCAGCCACGGCGCUGUUGGCUAUUCCGUUCUGCAUAGCUUUGCUGUCGUAAUCAGUACGGGUACUUCAUCAUGGCUAGCUACCUAGCUCCCGACCUUUGAGUUUUGCUGCGUCGGAAGCCUGGACUAUCUAGCUAGAGUAAUUAAUUUAAUAACGUGCAUAUUCAAGU